Molecule: messenger RNA, 1751 nt
Organism: Trichoplusia ni (cabbage looper)
Lineage: Eukaryota; Metazoa; Arthropoda; Insecta; Lepidoptera; Noctuidae
Product: G patch domain-containing protein 4
Exons: 4
Coding region: 701-1696 (331 amino acids)
Biological process (GO): regulation of ribosome biogenesis
Cellular component (GO): nucleolus
Molecular function (GO): nucleic acid binding
Source: RefSeq, a predicted model, not a curated record
CGUUGACCAUUGUUGCUCCAUAGAGGAACCCUACAAUAUUAUACGUUCGUAAAAAUUAUACGUUCAGUACUGGAUAGCGUUGGGCUUUGAUGAUAAAUAUUAUUUUAUGGGGUCUAUAGAAUACAUAUAAGCUUAUAGACCCUAUAAAAAUCAUGGGCUCGAGCAACGUCGUCAUCCACAGCUUUGUUCUCCCAUUGCAGGGCAAAAACCGCUCCUUGCUCGUGCCAAUUUCUACAAUCUUGUGCCAGGCUCAUACAGACUCAAUCCCAGACUUAAACUAUAUCGUCGACCAAUCUUGCUCCUGGUCGACUGACCCUUCUUUUGCCUCGCCUUGGCCACCAUUCUGUCACCGCAUUACCUCACCUGUCGUCACUUUAUCAUUACUUUUAAUCUGCUUCUUUUUUUACUACCAAUGAUUUGCUAGCUAGGUACGCGAAACCACAAAAUACUAGCUUUAUAAAACAGGCUUCUGUGUCCAGGAUUAUUUCUUUUGCUAAUACUCAAAAGACAAGAAUUUAAACGAGAAGGUUAUCUUUCAAGAGACCCGAUGAAACAACGUCAAACAACAAAACGUCACAACACUGCGAGCAUGUUUUGAGCGCAAAGGUUAUAUUUUACGUGCAAUUUUGUAUAAAAUAAAAUCUAAAUGGGAAAUAGGAGUACAUUUUUGGGUUAAAAAGUACAUAUAAAAAACACAGAAAUGAAUUUCGCCCGCAAACAACUGGAAAAAUACGGCUGGACCGAUGGUAAAGGCCUGGGGAAGCAUGAGAAUGGGAUAUCCGAGGCCCUGAAACCGAAGCUGAAGCGCAGUGUCGCGGGUGUUGGUCACGAUCCCGCCGCGGAGUUCAACGAGCACUGGUGGUCAGCUCUGUACGAUAAAGCUGCUAAAAAUGUCGAGGUGUUAGAAAAAAAUGGCAAGACAAAGAAAAUCAAAACUAAAGAUGAAAACGAUUUUGUAAUCACCAACAGCACAUGGAAAUUAAAUAAAAAGCAGAAAGAUUCCAAUGAUGAACAGUACUCGGACUAUUUUGUGCGGACUGCGGUACUUGACAAUGGGGAGAAUAGAAUGGAGACAGUGCGAGAGCCGUCAGAUGAUGAGGAAGAGAAGAAAGAUGUGUUUAAAAUGACUGAUGAGGAGCUGUAUGCAGCUUGUGAAGGGAGGACGGCUCAUAAAGGUGCGCGCCAUGGUUUGAGGGCAACUGGAAAGCUAGCAAGGAUAGCCCAACAAGAAGCAUUGUUACUAUCACAGUCAAAAUACAGCGGCUAUUCACAUGCAAAAAAACUAAAGCAAAAUGUAGUUGAAGACAUGAAUCUAAACAGCGACCCGGAAACUGUUGAACAUAAGAAAAAGAAAAAGAAGCGGAAACGAUGUAAUAGUAACGAAAAACCUAAAGAAAAUCCAGAUUCAGAAAUGGCUGAACCAGUAACGCCUUUGCCUAACGAAAACGAUGACGAUGUUACCAGUGUAAUAAAAGAAAAGAAAAGUAGUAAAAAGAAGAAGAAGCCGAAGAAAAAAGAUUUUCGAGAGAUUGAAGUUAUUCCUGAAGAAAACGAAGAAACUUAUGAACCGAAGAAAAAGAAAAGACGAAAAAGUGAGUCUCCUGAACAUAUGGAUACAAGUAACUAUGAAGAUACAGCUGAAGUUGAAUUAAUUAAACCAAAAAAGUCUAAAAAGAAAAACAAAAGUGAUGUUUAAUAAGACGUAACCUACAAAUAGCAGAUACAAAAUUAAAUAUUUUUUUAAACUAAAA